Molecule: messenger RNA, 2200 nt
Organism: Rhineura floridana
Lineage: Eukaryota; Metazoa; Chordata; Lepidosauria; Squamata; Rhineuridae
Product: melanotransferrin-like
Exons: 15
Biological process (GO): iron ion transport
Cellular component (GO): plasma membrane; early endosome; recycling endosome
Source: RefSeq, a predicted model, not a curated record
UCAGUCUUCACCUUGGACCAGCUGCAGUGGUGCACAGUCUCUGACAAAGAGCUCUCCAAGUGCAGCGACAUGAGCAAGGCGUUCUCCAAGGCCAGGAUUCUCCCCUUGCUGACUUGUGUGAGGGGUGUCUCAGCCAGUGAUUGCAUGUCUAUGAUCAACGCACGUGUGGCAGAUGUAGCAGCCGUGGAUGGUGGCACCAUUUACCAGGCUGGGAAGGAAUACAAUCUGAAACCGGUGGUCGGCGAAGCCUAUGGCCAAGAUGUUGGUACCUCCUACUACGCUGUGGCUGUUGUGAGAGCCAAUUCCAACUUGACCAUCAACAGCUUGGGGGGGGGCAAGACAUGCCACACUGGCAUCAACAGAACCGUUGGCUGGAAUGUCCCGGUUGGCUUCCUUCUUGACAGUGGCCGGAUGGCAGUGAUGGGCUGCGAGAUUGCCAGAGCGGUUGGCAACUACUUCAGCGCAAGCUGUGUCCCUGGAGCCAGUGGGGAUGGCUACCCAGCAUCCCUCUGUGAGCUCUGUAAAGGAGGUGUCGACGGCCGGGGCAAAUGUGAGCCGAGUUCCAAAGAGGAAUACUAUGAUUACAUGGGUGCCUUCAGGUGUCUGGUGGAGGGGGCCGGCGAGGUGGCCUUUGUGAAGCACUCCACAGUAGCCGAAGCCACAGGCGGCCAGGCUCCUCCCUUCUGGGUCCAGCAGCUCCAGGCAGAUGACUUCCAGCUCCUCUGCCGGGACGGCAACAAGGCAGCGGUCACGGAGUGGAGGACCUGCCACCUGGCCCGUGUCCCUGCACAUGCCGUGGUGGCCAGAGAGGACACGGAUGGGAGCCUGGUCUUCCAGUUGCUGAGCCAGGGGCAGCAAAGGUUUAAUGCGGAAGGCUCCGAUUUCCAGAUGUUUAGCUCUUCAGCCUAUGAUGGGAAGAAUCUUCUCUUCAAAGACUCUACCACAGAGCUGGUUCCCAUUAUGGAACAGACUUACCAGGCCUGGCUGGGGGAGGAAUAUCUGCAUGCCAUGCGAGGCUUGGACUGUGACCCUACAAGGUUGCCUCCUUUUCUGCGCUGGUGUGUUUUGUCUACUGAGGAGAUCUGGAAAUGCAGUGCAAUGGCCAAGGCCUUUAAGGGCAAGAACCUGAAGCCAGAAAUCCAGUGUGUCUCAGCAGAGAGUCCAGAGCAGUGCAUGAAGGGGAUCCAGAAAAGAGACAUUGAUGUUGUGUCUCUGGCUGGAGAGGAUAUUUACAUGGCAGGGGAAACAUACGGCUUGGCUCCUGCUGCUGGGGAACAUUAUGCAGACAAGGACACCGCAAGCACGUAUUAUGCCGUAGCUGUCGUGAGGAGGGCAGUUGCCGACGCCUUCACCAUCUACGAGCUCAAAGGGAAGAAGUCCUGCCACACCGGCUAUGGGAGGAUGGCUGGAUGGAACCUUCCUGUUGGCUUCCUCUUGAGAAAGGGGCUUAUGCAGCCUCAGGGCUGCAGCGUUCUCAAAGCGGCGAGUGCCUUUUUCUCUGCCAGCUGUGCCCCUUCUGCCAAGAUAGAGGACUACCCCGCCAACCUCUGUGAGCUCUGCGUGGGCGAUGGCAAGGGAAACGGCAAGUGCAGCGCCAGCAGCCAGGAGCUCUAUUAUGGCUACACUGGAGCCUUCAGGUGUUUAGCUGAGAGUCGUGGUGAUGUGGCCUUUGUCAAGCACACAACAGUCUUUGAAAACACCGAAGGGAACAACAUCGACUCCUGGGCCUCCCACCUCCGGUCUGGGGAUUUCCAGCUCUUGUGUCCAAAUGGUGCCCGUGCUGAAGUUAGCCAGUUUGCCAACUGUCACUGGGGCCAGGUGCCUCCUCGGGCCAUCAUGGUCCACCCGGACACCAAUCCUUUGGCGGUAUAUGGACUUUUGGACAAGGCUCAGGAUUUCUUUGGUGAUGACAACAAUAGAAAUGGAUUCAAAAUGUUCAAUUCCACAGACUUCCAAGGACAAGAUUUAAUCUUCAAGGAUUCCACUGUUGCAAUUGUGCCUGCUGCAGAGAGCAGAACUUCCUCAUCCUGGCUGGGGCAGCAAAUCCUGGAGUCCCUGGAAGGCUUGAGGUCUUCCCAGUGCUCAGGUGCCGCUGCCGCGUCCAUGAAUUUCUUUCUCCUGCUGAUACAAGCCUUGGUCUUGCUAGAUGCUACUCUCCAUGAUCCAUAGAGUGGAUGCCAACAUGCAGCGAAGCAAAAUG